Messenger RNA from Pyrus x bretschneideri (Chinese white pear), 1140 nucleotides. Its product is annotated as PH, RCC1 and FYVE domains-containing protein 1-like. Bases 476 to 1018 code for a protein of 180 amino acids. The record is from RefSeq and is a predicted model, not a curated record. Lineage: Eukaryota; Viridiplantae; Streptophyta; Magnoliopsida; Rosales; Rosaceae. The transcript is spliced from 6 exons.
CAGACUCGGACACGCCCCACGGCCCCCACUCCACCCCCCCUAAAUUUUCUCUCUCUUCUGUUCCCUCCCUCGCUCCUUCGUCCGGUCCGCUUCCCCUCCCGUCCCAUUCUCCGACGCCCUUUCGUCCCUUCUCUUUUCUCUUUCACUCCCUAAAUUCCUCUCUGAGGCCCUUUUCGUUUUUAAACCCACCGUCGGUCUCUCCGCAACCAGCUUCCCAACAGUCCACGGCUUCGAGCUCAGUUUCUUCUUUGCUCGGAGUCAAAGAUCAGAACUGGAGGUCUUAGGGCUUCGGCAGAUCUGCGCCGCGUAGUGUAGAGAAAGAGAGAGCUGAGCAGUGGUGGUUGUGGUGGUGGUGACGUGGCCGUUGAUGGUAUUGCACGGAGGCGCGAGAGCCAGUUGGAAGGUAGAUGAUGAACGGAGCUCCGGCGGGGGAUCGGAGAGGGUGGUGGCGUUACGGUAAUUUCUGUCACAUGGAAUGGCAGAUCUUGUUAGCUACGGGAAUGCCAACCGUGACAUCGACCAGUCAAUAAUUGCUUUGAAGGAGGGUGCUCAACUACUGAAAUAUGGUCGUAAGGGAAAGCCUAAGUUUUGUCCAUUUAGACUUUCUACUGACGAAUCAACUUUGAUCUGGAUUUCAAGUAUCAAAAGAAGUUUGAAGUUGGCUUCUGUCACAAGAAUUGUUCCUGGACAAAGAACUGCUGUCUUUCAACGAUAUUUACGUCCUGAAAAGGACUAUUUAUCAUUUUCUCUUCCAUACAAUAACGGAAAGCGGUCUCUUGAUCUGAUUUGCAAGGACAAAGUUGAGGCGCAAGUGUGGAUUGCAGGCCUUAAAUCACUAAUUUCCUCUGGCAGAGGUGGGCGUUCGAAAAUUGACGGAUGGAGUGAUGGAGGCCUCUACCUUGAUGUACUUCAGGAUGGCAAGCACUUGACAUCAAAUAGUCCUAGUGAUAGUUCUGCUAGUGGUGCACGAGAUAGUGGCUCUCCAGAUUAUGAAUUCAAACUGAAAGUAUUUUCAUAAUCUUUUCAAUGACAAACACGAAAGGAGUUCUUAUUUGGGUAAUUUGAGUAACUCGGAAGAGUGAAGAAAUUACUCCUUCUACCGUCAAAUCAAUAAAGAAGAAGCUUGUAGCUUUGAAAAAA